AUGUCAAGUCUACUUCCGUCAUCAUCUCAAAUGAAUGCAAAUAUAAGUUCUGGUACAGGUACAUUACAACGUUCAUCAGUAAAUAAUGCAGCAGCUGAUGCAUUACGAAAAAAAAUGCAACAAUUACGAGAUGAACUUGAAUUAGUUAAAGAUGAUUUAGAACGUUCACGUAAAGAUUUUGAAAAAGAACGACAUGCUCGUGAAUUAGCUGAAGCUGAUGUUAGUCAAUUAACACGUAAACUUCAUUCAUUUGAAGAACAACUUGAACGUACAGAGGAACGAUUAAUGCAAACAACAAAUAAACUUGAGGAAGCAUCGCAUACAGCUGAUGAACGAGAACGAACAAGAAAAAUGUUAGAAAAUCAAUUAAAUCUUGGAAGUGAUCGUACAGAAAUUCUUGAAGUACAAUUAAAAGAAGCUCGUGCACUUGCUACAGAAUCCGAUAAAAAAUAUGAUGAAGUUGCACGAAAACUUAUCAUACAAGAUAAUGAACUUGAAAAAGCUGAAGAUCGAGCUAAACGAUCAGAAAUGAAAUGUGUUGAUUUAGAACAUGAAGUCAAAAAUCUUCAUCAUCAAUUAAAAUCAUUUUUGGCUCGUAUUGAUGAUGCUCAAAAUAAAGAACAAAGUUAUGAAGAUCAAAUGCGUCGUCUUUCUCAACAUUUAAAAGAUGCUGAAACUCGCGCUGAAUAUUCUACUAAACAAGUACAACGACUACAGCGUGAAGUGGAUUUACUUGAAGAAGAAUUACAAAGUGAACGUGAUCGUUGUAAAACUCUCCAAAAUGAAAUGGAACGUUGUUUUUCUGAUUUACAAUUACUUUAA
Molecule: messenger RNA, 822 nt
Organism: Rotaria sp. Silwood1
Lineage: Eukaryota; Metazoa; Rotifera; Eurotatoria; Philodinida; Philodinidae
Source: the annotation of a GenBank genome assembly